Messenger RNA from Nematostella vectensis (starlet sea anemone), 3854 nucleotides. RefSeq names its product transcriptional regulator ATRX homolog. The record is from RefSeq and is a predicted model, not a curated record. Lineage: Eukaryota; Metazoa; Cnidaria; Anthozoa; Actiniaria; Edwardsiidae. The transcript has 3 exons. Bases 782 to 1822 code for a protein of 346 amino acids.
UAUGACAUUUAGUCGUCUUACGGGAUUUUGGAGAAAGCGCGGUUUGUACUUUUGUAUGUGUUUGUGUGGUGAUUGUUGUUAUGUUAAUGUCACGGUUUUGUCACGCUUUAUGCUUAAGAUCAAUAAGAGACCUGCAUCUCUAUUAUCAUGGCUGUUCAUUAGUUCCAUAGGAGUAUUUGAUCACCAAAAAACAAUGCGUAAAACAAUGUCGAGAUUUAUUGAAAACCCACAUUUCGGAUUCUGGUGGGGGCGUUAAGAUGUUUUUUUUUUCUUCGCAUUUGAGUAUAACUUGGUAAAAUAUUUAUAGAGUUUUUGUAGACGCGAUAGGAGAAAGAGGGUUCCCCGAUGGACAAGAUAUCGAUAUUAUGAAGGGAAAGCUGAUUAAACAAUCGAAGGCAUUUUUCUAAUCAAAGUGUAAACAAACAUAGCCUAAUCAACGUAGAGACAGGUAAAGUUAUGUUUAUCUUUUUGACAUGGAAAUAUUUAUACCUUUAAACAUUGAUUAGUUCCCAAGCUGAGAUUUAAAAGCUAUGUCUCUUGCGCUAAAAUAUCCAACUCGUUGUUUAUGUUAAGACACCAGAGCAAACCAAAAAUAUAUUUUCCAAAACAAAGUUCUCCAAACCGGAAAUGUUAUCUUCAAUCGUGGGACCGUUUGGGUCUGAUUAUUACGUAACUUCCGCUCUCAAUCCGGGCAUUUGAAUUCUCACUUGACGGGCAAGAGGUUAGCGAGAAGUGGAAGCCGUCGCCAUCGCCAUAUGGUUCCUUCGUCUGCUCGCCAAAAAUGCCGGAUAUUUGCACGGUCCUGAGCUGUUCGAAUCGCUCGAAUAGAGAGCGGGAUAGGCGCUAUUUCCGAAUCCCAAAAGUCGUGGAGCACAAAGGGAAACGAUAUCAAGAUAUGACGCGGAAGAGAAGAGAGAGAUGGCUGGCGAAUCUGAACGUGUCGUCUCUCUCAGCGCACGCCCGAGUCUGCAGCGAUCACUUUGUAAAAGGUUUUCCUGGCAACGUUUUUGAUGAGAACGAUGUCGACUGGGCACCAACGCUAAAACUUGGUGAUGAGUCGAAACCGGAUAAACCGGUUCCAAAAAGCACCCGAAAGAGACCCGACGAAAGUCCGAAGGAUGCUCGAACGACACACGACACAAAACCGAAAACACGAAACCAGAAAACCGCAACAUCAAAAGCUACAGAUCCAAAACCUGUAAAAGCCACAGAUCAAAAGCCUUCAAAAGUCGCGGAACAAAAGAGUAAGGCCAAGCCAACAAUAACAAAGAAGCCGACAGAAGCAGUGCAAAAGAAAGUAAAAUCAGAAAAAAUCGAACCUGAAACUAAGAUUACCAAAUCAGAAAAGACAACAAAAACCCACCAAACCGAAGCGAAACCAAAAGAAACCAAACCACCCCAGAAACGAAAACUCUCCGAGGAAGACCAACCACAAGAUAACGAAAACGACAGAGAGUCGAAAAUUGCCCGAAUAGACGAAAACACGACGGAAAUUAAAAAGCCAUCGCCGAAACCUCGAUAUGAGGAUUUGUGGCCGAAAACGAGAGAAAGAGAGGCCGAGGUUUUCCUUGACAUGCAGAAAGUUAUUCGUAUUGAAGUGUCAAGAAGUGACAUGGGAGACGGGCCCCUGGACUUCAAUGGUCGUUUAAAGCAACGACCCAAAGAAAUGCAGUCUGUUGCAUGUCAGACAGACUUGACUUCCCAGGAGAUACAGUCUUUGGAGGAUGAACUAAGUAAAGUCAAACAACAACUGUACAUUCUCGAGAUGAAAACAAUGCGAUCCAACAGAUCUAAAGUGGAUUCAUCUAGGUUAAUUACCUGAGUAUAAGCUUACUUCUUUGACCCGUGCAUUAAACAACAAACAUUGUAUAUAACGAAUGCAUCUUAUAUGAGACUUCAGUGAGACUUCACCUGACAACUCUUUGCUCAGUUUUAGGCGCAUUCUAUUACGUUUGAAUAUGGCAAAUAUACGCAACAUCAUGGUAUACAAAUAACGUUGUUGGUGCAAAUAGCGAAUAGCAAAAUGGCAGUUCAGACGCGGCGUUCAGGUAUUACCUAUUUCUAAGAAUAAGAAUGAUAAUUAAACAAAUGGCAAUAAGUAAACAAAAUGACAAUAAGUAAACAAAUGUUAAUAAUUUAUUGCAAUUCGUAGAAAUAUAAAACUACAGCCGUAUGUUUGACUAGUAGAACUGCCAUUUGAAUUUGCUUUUUGAGCUGACCAUGUCUUGUAACAUAGGUACAGUACAUCAGCCUAUAGAAUGUACAGUACAUUAGCCUAUAGAAGGUACAGUACAUCAGCCUAUAGAAUGUACAGUACAUCAGCCUAUAGAAUGUACAGUACAUUAGCCUAUAGAAGGUACAGUACAUCAGCCUAUAGAAUGUACAGUACAUUAGCCUAUAGAAGGUACAGUACAUUAGCCUAUAGAAGGUACAGUACAUUAGCCUAUAGAAGGUACAGUACAUUAGCCUAUAGAAGGUACAGUACAUUAGCCUAUAGAAGGUACAGUACAUUAGCCUAUAGAAGGUACAGUACAUUAGCCUAUAGAAGGUACAGUACAUUAGCCUAUAGAAGGUACAGUACAUUAGCCUAUAGAAGGUACAGUACAUUAGCCUAUAGAAGGUACAGUACAUUAGCCUAUAGAAUGUAAAGUACAUCAGCCUAUAGAAGGAACAGUACAUUAGCCUAUAGAAGGUACAGUACAUCAGCCUAUAGAAGGUACAGUACAUCAGCCUAUAGAAGGUACAGUACAUUAGCCUAUAGAAGGUACAGUACAUUAGCCUAUAGAAUGUACAGUACAUCAGCCUAUAGAAUGUAAAGUACAUUAGCCUAUAGAAGGUACAGUACAUUAGCCUAUAGAAGGUACAGUACAUUAGCCUAUAGAAGGUACAGUACAUUAGCCUAUAGAAGGUACAGUACAUUAGCCUAUAGAAUGUACAGUACAUUAGCCUAUAGAAGGUACAGUACAUUAGCCUAUAGAAUGUACAGUACAUUAGCCUAUAGAAGGUACAGUACAUUAGCCUAUAGAAUGUACAGUACAUUAGCCUAUAGAAGGUACAGUACAUUAGCCUAUAGAAGGGUUUAAGCCAGGGGAAAAAGGGGCAUCCAAACAGAUAUUUUAAUAACAACAGCUGUACAAUCGCGGUUUCUUUGUGACCAAGGGCUUGCACAUACCUUGUGACCUCCACCACCACACCACCCCACACAAAUUACGUACACAUUAGCUGUAUUGACAUUCAAUCAGAAGCAUAAGAAUUAUGUCUAGAUGAGCAAAGGCCAAAUUAAUUCAACAACACGUGCCUUGCAUAAGUUCUUAUGUUUUUGUUUUGCUCAUUUACAAAUGAAAGUUUGAAACAGAAUUUAUUUCAGCAACGCCCACAUGGCGUAUAGUUAUUAAGAGAGCAGAUGAACUUAAUGAUACGGCUUUUAUUGCAGCAGCAACAAUAGAUCCGAAUUUUCGAACAUCGACAUUUGUAUGUGGCAUUUAAGCUAUUAAAAAGUCAUUGAAAAAGAUGUGGAUUUCCCAAAAAAAUUUCCUCUGAGGAUCAUUUGAGAAUUUGUUACGUGAUUCCUUUGCAGUAGGUUGCUGAACAGAAUCUUAGAACAGUUUUUUUAAUAAUUUUAUAUAAAACCGAAAUUAAUGGAAAAUAUCAGAUACAUGUAACCAGUAAUUUUUUUUUCUUGUAGCAGCAGCCAGCGUGUGGUAGUUGUAAAUAUGUGUAGAUAAACAUUUUUAGAAACAAAUACUGUAUAUGCAUUUUUAUAUUAUAAAAAUGUGUGUUUAUAUUAUAAAAAUAAUGUUUUUUUUGCUCAAUUAUGGUUUAAAUGAUCUUAAUAAAAAUUAUCCUUUCAAAUA